Messenger RNA from Aspergillus brunneoviolaceus CBS 621.78, 693 nucleotides. RefSeq lists its product as uncharacterized. Bases 284 to 676 code for a protein of 130 amino acids. The record is from RefSeq and is a predicted model, not a curated record. Lineage: Eukaryota; Fungi; Ascomycota; Eurotiomycetes; Eurotiales; Aspergillaceae. The transcript has 2 exons.
CCUUCCCAAGACCCAAGAAAGCACGCCGAGAAAUUACGUGGAGAUCCGCCAAAUCGGUUGCCUAAUCCGGGCUCCCGCCAAGGGAGUGAGUGAGUGAGUGCCCAUGGGAUUUUCGACUUCUCCUCUUCCUUUCUCGCUCUCGCUCUCGCACUCUCUCCUUCACAAUCCACAAUCCACAGCCUUGCUCUUCGCAUUUCUUGUCCUGUGGACUGCUACCACCUACUCUUCUAUCCGAUAAAAACCACACCCUUUCUUUGUCUUCGUCUCUGAAGAAAUCACAAAGAUGUCCUACAACAAACCGGACAACCCACCCCCCUCCUACCCCUCCCCCGUCCACGACGCAGGACCCUACCACUACCAACAGCAGCAACAAGGCUACCCACCCCAAGGCGGCGCCUCCCAGGACUAUUAUAAUCAAGGCGGCGGCGGCUACCCCCCGCAGCAAGGCUACGGCCCCCCGCAAGGCGGCGCUGGUGGCUACUACCCCCCUCCCCAGGGCUAUCCGGGCUCGCCGCCCCCGCAGCAGCAGCCGAUGUACUAUCCGCAACAGCAACCGCCGCCGCAGCAGGGGUACUAUGCUGGAGGGGAUCGGGGCGGGGGCUCGUCGGGUGGGGGCAUGUGUGCGGGCAUUAUGGCGGCGUUGGCUUGUUGUUGUUGUUUGGAUAUUUUGUUCUAGGUGGAGGAAGUUGUGGG